This is a messenger RNA of Geodia barretti, 546 nucleotides long. The record is from the annotation of a GenBank genome assembly. NCBI's taxonomy places the organism in Eukaryota, Metazoa, Porifera, Demospongiae, Tetractinellida, Geodiidae.
AUGCAAGUGUCGGCGGCAAGACAGCGAUUAAUCAUCCCAAAAGGCAAAAACCUCAUCGGUGCGUUUCAUCAACCGAAGUUGGUCGUCAUUGACGUAGAUACGCUCAAGACCUUACCGCAACGCGACAUCCGCGCAGGACUUAUCGAAGUUAUUAAAAUGGGUGUUAUCCGCGAUGAACCGCUGUUCGAGAGGGUUGAAGAAAAUCUGGAGGCUAUCUUAAACUUAGACGACACGACACUUAUUGAGAUAAUUUCACAGGCGUGCGUCAACAAGGCAGAAAUUGUUGCUAAAGAUGAGAAAGAGAGUGGACUGCGGAUGGUGCUGAAUUAUGGACACACCUUUGGGCACGCGCUGGAAGCCAUGACGCACUACAAUAGGUAUCGACACGGCGAAGCGGUUUCUAUCGGCAUGCAUUGUGCUGCGCAGUUAGCUACCAAUUUGCGAAUGUUCUCUGAGACCGAUUUUCAACGUCAACGCGCCCUCUUAAAGCGUGCGAAAUUGCCGAUUACCUUUCCAACCGACCUCAUCCCCAGAAGCGUUAUGUGA